AUGGGAAAGCAGGCAUUCAGGAGAGGUACUGUCCGUUUUGGCCGGCUAGUACCGGCAAGUGGCGCCCAGAACAGGGGCCUGAAAACCAAUCUCCAUGCACCAAGCAUCCAGAGUCUAGCCACCAUCUCAGACAUAGGCAGAGCGAAGGUGGCCAGGCUGGGACUGGGGUUGCUGCCGCUGGACCUGCUCCUACCCACACAGAUUUAUUCCAACCAAAUGUCUGUUGCAGCACCUUCAAUUAGCUCAUCUCAGAAUACCUCUGCUGUCCCAAAUCCAACUAAUGCCAUUGGGUAAGGCAGCAAUGCUCUGCAGUCAUCAGCUGGUCUCCUUGUGGUGUCACUUUCUCUUCUGCAUCUCUACUGUUAG
Messenger RNA from Nannospalax galili (Upper Galilee mountains blind mole rat), 366 nucleotides. Its product is annotated as signal transducer CD24-like. The transcript has 3 exons. Gene Ontology annotation, cellular component: external side of plasma membrane. Gene Ontology annotation, biological process: cell adhesion. The record is from RefSeq and is a predicted model, not a curated record. NCBI's taxonomy places the organism in Eukaryota, Metazoa, Chordata, Mammalia, Rodentia, Spalacidae.